CGAUAUUGUUGCUUUAGUCUGCAAUUCACUUUCACGUUGAGGUGUCGUGUUUUAUUACUGAAGUCACAGUGGACGGAGUGUUUGAACGUUUUCGACGUGUUUAACGUGUAUGUCUCGAGUAUUAUUUACGGAACAUGUUUAUGGACGGUUGUAAAGCACGGCGUAUAAGCAACAUUGGUGUCCAAUUUACGGGCGCAUUUAGUGAAAAGUAUACGUGAAUAUGUGAAGUGGAAAGCAGCAAAUACACAGAUAUUUUACAGUUCCAAAUUUCUCAGCUGAAGUGAUGAAAUUGAUCUCAAUAAACAGAAUUUAAACUACGUUGGAACGAGUCGUGGCAAAAAGUUUAAAAUAUAUUAAAUACUGGAUUGAGUACAACUUUAACUUUGAUCUAAGUUUUUAUGAAAGUUAAUUUUUAUUAGACACUGCUAUGUAUCCUAACCAAGGUAACGCUCUUAUGGGCGGAGGACCAAGUGUAAGUCCGAAUGGGGAGCAACUGCAACACCAAUCUCCACAGCAUCACCAGCAGCAAAAUAUAAGUUACAAUGGUGUCCAAACGAAGCAACAGCAAGCGGACUUGCAACUAGCGACUCCCAAUAAAAAAAUCGCAAAAAAGGCAUUUGUCAAAAUUGUAGAGCAACCCGCCAGCAAAGCGUUGAGAUUUCGUUACGAAUGCGAAGGUCGUUCGGCUGGUUCGAUACCUGGCGUGAAUUCGACUCCGGAACUGAAAACCUUUCCCACCAUCGAAAUUGUCGGCUACAAGGGACGUGCUGUGGUAGUUGUUUCCUGCGUGACUAAGGAUGCGCCAUAUCGACCGCAUCCGCACAAUCUGGUAGGGAAGGAGGGAUGCAAAAAGGGGGUGUGUACUUUGGAAAUCAAUAGUGAUACGAUGCGUGCUGUAUUCAGUAAUUUGGGUAUACAAUGCGUCAAGAAAAAAGACAUUGAAGGUGCUUUGAAAGCACGGGAAGACAUUCGUGUCGACCCUUUCAAAACUGGCUUUUCACACCGAUUCCAGCCGACCAGCAUAGAUCUAAACGCGGUGCGACUGUGUUUUCAAGUGUUUCUAAAGGGCGAUAUGGGCCGUUUUACAGUGCCUCUGCCGCCCGUCGUCUCGGAACCAAUUUAUGACAAAAAGGCUAUGUCAGACCUCGUUAUUCGUCGGAUAUGUAGUUGCUCGGCUACAGUGCUAGGCAAUACGAAAAUAAUUUUGCUCUGCGAGAAGGUAGCUAAAGAGGACAUUGCUGUGCGAUUCUUUGAAGAGAAAGAUGGCGUCACAAUUUGGCAAGCUUUUGGCGAAUUUGAACAGAAUGAUGUGCACAAACAGACUGCCAUUUCAUUUAGGACACCAAAGUAUCAUAACAUCAACAUUACCAAACCAAUCGAGGUAUUUGUGCAACUGCAGCGGCCUUCAGAUGGAGCAGUUAGUGAUCCUGAGAAGUUUCAAUACUUUCCGGCCGAAUCGGGUAGGUAUUCUUUAGAGAAUUUGCGUCAAACCCUCAAACGGAAGCCCGGCGAUGACAUAUUUCAAGAAAUAUUAGCAGCAGCUGGCGAAAUAAAGCCAGCAGUUGUAGAUGUAAUAGAUUUGGAUACACCGACCGCAGAUCCACAACAGGAGGUGAAUUUAGGUUUUAAUAACGCAAACACAGUAGAAGCAGAUGAAGCAGAUAAGCGGCGUAAGGAGAAUGAAAUCGAUGCGAUAAUCGACGAGAAAGUACGGGAGCUGGAACAAAAGGAACAGCUGGGACAGCAGCAAGAAGUGGCACAGCAGGCUAAACCGCAAGAACAAAAAGUUCCAGAACAGCAGGAAGUUCAAACCGGCAUGGAACAGCAGACAAAAGAGGUGAAAUUGUCUGCAUCGGAAGAACAAAAACAGCUCUCCGUCAACGAUAAAAUCGCUGCGUGGAUGAAAUCCAACGACUUGCAAGACAGCGAAGGUUCUCCGCCUCCUGACGGAGCGGCAUCCAUUGCCUCUAUCGAUGAGGAUAAAGUUCUUACAGCUCUAUUAGAUGAGGCUGCAGAGCUAGACGAGAUUUAUACACGCCAUGUGGUACAGCGCGCCUCAUAUAACGCUUUGCUCAGUGGAAUGAAUGAGAUUAAACCUAAACAAGAUACUCAAAAUACCCCCAUGGAAGUGGACGAUAGUUUCGAUGAUGCUGCCACGUACAGUAGCUUACAGAAAGCAUUUAAGAAUCCUAUUGAUAUACCAUUGGAUGAUUUGAUGCCACCUACCCCUCCAGCCUCCCAACUUGCUCCAGAGGAUGCACAACAUUAUGAUCAUGUCGAUACUUUCGCGUUGAGUACCGAUGAGGCUCUAGCAGCGCUUGAGCAGUUAUCAAUACCACCGCUUCAACAACAACAACGAGCUCAGCUACCAGUCUCACCGCCUCGCCCUGUUGCACCGAAAUAUCUGUCGCCACACAUGCAUGUGACCGCAGCCGAAGAAGAGAAAUUGCCUCCUCUCCCUCCAAAACGUAUUCGGAAACAAGAUGGGAGUGUGGAAAAUCAGUCAAUUGAAGCGAAUAUUAGUGAUGUAGCAGAUCGUACAUCUCGCUCUCCUGUUCCGAUCAUAAUCAAAAAGACUCCAGAUCAAUCGCCACUUUCAAAACGUUUACCUCCGAAACCUGGAAGCGGAAGCAAUUCUAAUACUUUGCCAAAGCAAAAGAAACCAGGUUUUUUCUCGAAGAUCUUCUCUCGACGUAAAAGUAAAUCGGAUCUAGCUCAAAGUGGUGACGUCGGUCCCACCUCAAACGAAUAUACACCAAAUUUGAGCCGAGAACCUAGUAUUGGUCAUUUCCGUAUGAAUGAUCCGAUUAGGGGCUCAGUAAAGUCCCUGCAACCAACUUCUUUACCAACAAGCCCCUAUAAAAAUGAACUUGGUAAGACAACAAAGCCAAGUCGUCCAGUUGGGCGUAGUGUAAGUAGCGUCUCCGGCAAACGUCCUACACGUCCAACUGCUGAUGUCAUCCACAUACCGCUUAAGGGCGACAGUGUCAACAGUCUACCACAGAAUGAGGCAUAUUCUCAUGCCAGUACGGUAACACUAAGCAAUACACUCGAUCGCAAAACUGUCUCUGCACUGCAACUUGCCGAUAUUCCAAUAUGCGAGGGCAAUAUGGAGCUUGUAGCGAUAGCAGAUCGCCAAAGCUUGCGCAAUCUAUGCGAAGGGGCUUUCAAUGUCCAACUUGAUCCCGAUGUGGACUUAACAGAAGCGGAGCAUUUCGCGCUGUACACUAGCAUACCCCCUCAGGCGACGGCAAGCGAGUUCGAUGAAGCUUCUGCAUAUUAUGCAGCAGUCGAUGCAGGAGAAAUUUUAACUCCAGACGAGAUUGCGAGGCGUUUGGCGGCUGCGAACUGCAUAAACUGAAAGCGAACAUUCGAGGAGCUCUGCCUGAGCAAGGAAUUUACUGUAAUUAAUAAUUGUGUGUAGAAAAUUUGAUUGUUGGCCAAGCUUAAAGUCACAGUGGAGCGGAGUGUGGAAGUAUCCUACUAUAUUUUAGCCCAAUGGUAGCUUCCUUUCUCUGAUUUGAAACGAAAUUUGCAUGAAAUGCGUAACUACGCACACACACAUACAUGUGUUUUUGUCACAUAUGUAUGUCUGACUAUCAAAUGAACUUAUUUUGAAAUACAAUCUUUAGAAACAUUUACAUACACACACACAUAUGUAAACGAAUUUCUAAAAAAUAAAAUGUAAACUGUGCCGCUGUUACAAAAGGUAUGCCUCUAAAAUUUAAGGCAUUUUACUUAACCUAAACGAAGAAGUUUGUUGAAAUUGUUUUUAUAUAUACACACACACACACAUAGAGGAAAUGCUCAAGUUGACACUUUUUGAAUUUUAGAAAAUUUAUUCAAAAUGGCUUUGAAUAACAUUGAAGCAUUUUGUUAAUCGAAGACGGACUUAAUCUCUUGGAAGCCGCCAAGAAAAAUUAAUUUGUAUGCGUUAAAGACGACGUGUUUUUUAUAAACGAAAUUUUGAUAGAAGAAACGGCUGCCAUAAAGCUUUUACUAAUGCAGCGCGUUUCACAUUUUAUAAUAUUAGUCCUGUGAACGCGUAAGCAAACUAGAUAAAAGUUGUUGUUGUAAACUUAUGGUACUUAUAAACAUUGGUAUGCCCUACAAAUGUUUCAAAACUCAACUAUUGUAUUUACUUAUUUGCAUACUCUGACAAAUUGAAAAAUAAUCAAUUCAACUUAUUUAUACCACUACUUAGUUUUUGUAUAAAAGUUAAUUUUAAGUUCGAUUAAGGCCUUGAAAUUGUGUAUCUCGAAUAUUAUCGAAACACUUGUACUUGUGGAAAUAACUUUUAUAAGAGCUAAAUUUUAGCGUUCUUUGAAAUAUUACUUACAUGCAUAAUAAAUCAAGAAAUAACC
Anastrepha ludens (Mexican fruit fly) is the source of this 4364-nucleotide messenger RNA. RefSeq names its product embryonic polarity protein dorsal (gene dl). Gene Ontology annotation, biological process: regulation of transcription by RNA polymerase II; non-canonical NF-kappaB signal transduction; cellular response to stress. Gene Ontology annotation, cellular component: nucleus; cytoplasm. The record is from RefSeq and is a predicted model, not a curated record. Lineage: Eukaryota; Metazoa; Arthropoda; Insecta; Diptera; Tephritidae. The coding region runs from base 428 to 3361 and encodes 977 amino acids. The transcript has 6 exons. Gene Ontology annotation, molecular function: DNA-binding transcription factor activity; DNA binding.